This is a messenger RNA of Mesoplodon densirostris (Blainville's beaked whale), 3068 nucleotides long. RefSeq names its product DEP domain containing 1 (gene DEPDC1). The transcript is spliced from 12 exons. Gene Ontology annotation, cellular component: nucleus; transcription repressor complex. Bases 27 to 2585 code for a protein of 852 amino acids. Lineage: Eukaryota; Metazoa; Chordata; Mammalia; Artiodactyla; Ziphiidae. The record is from RefSeq and is a predicted model, not a curated record. Gene Ontology annotation, biological process: intracellular signal transduction.
CGCAGCCCUCUGAGGUAUUCAAAUCGAUGGCGGGGCCGACGGUUGUGUGGGACUGCGCUGCCGCCGGCGUCUCGGGGGCUGAGUGUCGCCUUCCACCGCCAUGCCGGGCACCGGGCGCUGACAGACCUUCGGGCCUGGUGGGCGGAAUGGAGAAUCAGGGUGUGCCUCCCGGGCCUUAUCGGGCCACCAGGCUGUGGAAUGAAGUUACCACAUCUUUUCGAGCAGGAAUGCCUCUAAGGAAACACAGGCAACACUUUAAAAAAUAUGGCAAUUGUUUUACAGCAGGAGAAGCAAUAGACUGGCUUUAUGACCUAUUAAGAAAUAAUAGCAAUUUUGGUCCUGAAGUUACAAGGCAACAGACUAUCCAGCUACUGAGAAAAUUUCUUAAGAACCAUGUCAUUGAAGAUAUCAAAGGCAAAUGGGGAUCAGAAAAUCUUGAUGACAACAGUCAGCUAUUCAGAUUUCCUGCAAAUUCUCCACUUAAAACUCUUCCACGAAGGCAUCCAGAAUUGAGAAAAAACAGAAUAGAGAACUUUUCCAAAGAUAAAGAUAGUAUUUUUAAAUUACGAAACUUAUCUCGGAGAACUCCUAAAAAGCAUGGAUUACAUUUCUCUCAGGAAAAUGCAGAGAAAAUUAACUGUGAAAUAAUCAAUGAAGAUCAAGAGAACUCCGUUGAUAAUAGAGAAAUAAGCCAGAAAGAUGUUGAAGAAGCUUGGAGAUAUGUUAUUCUGAUCUACCUGCAAACAAUUUUAGGUGUGUCAUCCCUAGAAGAAGUCAUAAAUCCCAAACAAGUAAUUCCUCAAUGUAUAAUGUACAACAUGACCAAUACAAGUAAGCAUGGAGUAGUUAUACUGCAAGACAAAUCAGAUGACCUUCCUCACUGGGUAUUAUCUGCCAUGAAGUGCCUAGCAAAUUGGCCAAGAAGUAAUGAUAUGAAUAAUCCAACUUAUGUUGGAUUUGAACGAGAUGUAUUCAGAACAAUUGCAGAUUAUUUUCUAGAUCUCCCUGAACCUCUACUUACCUUUGAAUAUUAUGAAUUGUUUGUGAACAUUUUGGUUGUUUGUGGCUACGUCACAGUUUCAGAUAGACCCAGUGGGAUACAUAAAAUCCAAGAUGAUCCACAGUCUUCAAAAAUCCUUCACUUAAACAGUCUGAAUUCCUUCAAAUCAACUGAGUGUCUUCUUCUCAGUCUGCUUCAUAAAGACAAAAACAAAGAAGAAUCAGAUACUACUGAGAGACUGCAGAUAAGUGAUCAAGGAUUUCAAGAAAACGAUGCUAAGAAAAUGCAGCUAGUUAAUUUAAAAAACAGAAGAGCCAGUGUUAAUGACAUAAUGGGAGGAAGUUGUCAUAAUUUAAUAGGCUUAAGUAGUAUGCAUGUUCUAUCCUCUAGCAUCAAACCAAGGUGUUAUUCAUUAGAAGGAAUUGUAGAUUUACCAGGGAGUUCAAGUAAAGAGGUCUCCAGUGUCUUCCAUCAAUCUGUUCUGAACAUAAAAGGACAAAAUAAUAAACAAUUGUUAGAGUCUGAGACCAAACAGGAAUCCCUAAUGCAUCUUCAUUCAGAGGAAAGUAUUCAAAAGCCACUCUGUGUUGGUUUUAAAAGAACCUCUACUUUGACCGUUCAAGACCAAGAGGAGUUAUGUAAUGGAAAGUGCAAGUCAAAACAGCUUUGUAGAUCUCAGAGUUUACUUUUAAGAAGUAGUACAAGAAGGAAUAGUUAUAUUAAUAUGCCAGUGGCUGAAAUUAUCAUGAAACCAAAUCUUGGACAAGGCAGCACAAAUGUGCAAACAGCUAUGGAAGGUGAACUCGGAGAGUCUAGUACCACAGUCAAUAAAAGACUCUGCAAAAGUACAAUAGAACUUUCAGAAAACUCUUUACCUCCAGCUUCCUCUAUGUUGACUGGCACACAAAGUUUGCUACAACCUCAUUUAGAGAGAGUUGCCAUCGAUGCACUACAGUUGUGUUGUUUGUUACUUCCCCCACCAAAUCGUAGACGGCUUCAACUUUUAAUGCGCAUGAUUUCGCGAAUGAGUCAAAAUGUUGAUAUGCCCCAACUUCAUGAUGCAAUGGGUACAAGAUCACUGAUGAUACAUACUUUUUCUCGGUGUGUGUUACGCUGUGCUGAAGAAGUAGAUCUUGAUGAGCUUCUUGCUGCACGAUUAGUUUCUUUCUUGAUGGACCAUCAACAGGAAAUUCUCCAAGUACCCUCUUACCUACAGACUGCAGUGGAGAAACAUCUUGACUACUUAAGAAAGGGCCAUAUUAAAAAUCCUGGAGAUGGAGUGAUUGCUCCUUUGCCAACGUAUUCAUACUGUAAACAAAUUAGUGCUCAGGAGUUUGAUGAACAAAAAGUUUCUACCUCUCAAGCUGCAGUUGCAGAACUUUUAGAGAAUAUUAUUAAAAAUAAGAGUUUGCCUAUAAAGGAGAAAAGGAAAAAACUAAAACAGUUUCAGAAGGAAUAUCCCUUGAUAUAUCAGAAAAGAUUUCCAACCUCUGAAAGUGAAGCAGCACUUUUUGGUGACAAACCUACAAUCAAGCAACCAAUGCUAAUUUUAAGAAAACCAAAGUUUCGUAGUUUAAGAUACUAAUUGAAUUGAAAAUUAUGUAAUACUUGUGGAACUUUGGUAAGUGAAGCCAUAUCUAAGAAUUCAGCUACUAAAAAGGAAGUCUAUUUAUCAAUAAGGUUUUUCUAAAUAAAACAUUAUGUAGGGAAGUGCCAAAAUAGUUUUUAUCAAUGUGAAACUGCUGAGAAACUAGUGAAUCUCAAUGGAGAGCAAGUGACAAUAGGUGAUACCAAAUAUUUUAAUCAGAAAUAAUCUUUUGUUUUUUAUACAACUAUCUGGAAAAGCUAUCAUGAUGUGUGCUAAUGUUUCAUUUACUUGAAUUUUGAAAAAUGACAUUUGCUCUUCAAGAUUAAGCUGUAAUUUAAAAAAAAAACAAAAAACAACUUAUCUGCAUGUGCUUAUGGAUGUUAGCUUAAAGAACUAGUUGUUUAGGAUUACUUUUGUUUCUAAGUGUAAGAAUGUGAAGAAUAUUUGAAAAUUCAGUGAAUUAAUUUUCAACUGCUAAAU